AUGAACACCCAAUACAAUGUUGAAGUGAAGGAAUUAGAGGAAGCAGAUGCAUGGAAGCUAUUUGGAAUGAGCGUAGGUGGUGAUCGACUGGACUCCUCAGAGCUGCAUGAGGUGGCUAGGGAAGUUGUUAAAGAAUGUGGGGGUUUGUCGGUGGCACUUGUUACGGUUGGAAAGGCACUACGAAAUAAGGAUCGGACCGUAUGGGUUGAUGCACUCACCCAACUGAGGAUGUCAAUCCCAUCGAGAAUUCCAGGUAUUCAAAAACAAGUAUUCUCCAUAAAAUUGAGUUAUGAUUAUCUUGAAAGCGAGGAAACACGGCAUUGCUUCUUGCUUUGUUGUUUAUUUCCAGAAGACUUUCUUAUUUCUAAGGAUGAUUUGCUUCCUUAUGUGUGGGCUGAGGGUAUAUUUGAAGCAAUUGAAAACAUGAAUGAAGCCAGAAAUAGGUUGCAUACGGUGUUGGACACACUUAAGCGGUCAAGCUUGUUGUUAAAUGUUGAUGAUGAUAGUAGAUUCGAAUGUGUUAGAAUGCAUGAUAUCGUUCGAGAUGUGGCCAUUUGGAUUGCAUCACAUGAAGACCAACAUGGCUUUGUUGUAAAAGUUGGAAGUGGACUGAAGGAGUGGCCAAAUAUAUUGAACUUAAGAAAUUGCAAGCGACUCUCGCUAAUGCAAAAUGAAAUCAAUAAGCUCCCCGAAGAGAUGGGUUGCUCCCAACUCAGGACCAUAUCAUUACGAGAUAAUCGAUCUCUGAGGGAAAUCCCUGAUGGAUGUUUUAAGGGUAUGAAAUCACUUAAAGUUCUAGAUCUCCGAAAUACAAAUAUUGUUUCAAUACCAUCAUCAUUCUCAUGGUUAACGGAGCAGCUUCGAGUGUUACAUCUAAAUGUGGUCAAGUCUUCUUUAAAUUUGUCAUUGGUUUGGAGUAUGAAGAAACUUGAAAUACUCGACCUAAGUGGCUCCAACAUAAAGAUUUUGCCACAAGAAAUAGGGGGAUUGACAAAUCUAAAGUCCUUGGAUUUGUCAAGAAACUCUAGGUUGAUUAUUCCCCCAAAAGUCUUGUCCAGGUUAUCUUGCUUAGAAGAACUCCACGUAUUGGAAAGCUUUGAUGAGUGGGAGGUCGAUGAAGGAUAA
Telopea speciosissima is the source of this 1125-nucleotide messenger RNA. RefSeq names its product disease resistance protein At4g27190-like. Gene Ontology annotation, molecular function: ADP binding; protein binding. The record is from RefSeq and is a predicted model, not a curated record. Bases 1 to 1125 code for a protein of 374 amino acids. The transcript has a single exon. NCBI's taxonomy places the organism in Eukaryota, Viridiplantae, Streptophyta, Magnoliopsida, Proteales, Proteaceae.